AGUUUUUCGGUCGUGCUUUUAUACUUUCGUUAUUUGGUUGAAGCCCAUCUUUAUCAAUGCUAUUUUGUUAAACAUCGUUUUCCUUCCGUGUGUUGCAGUCGUCUCGAGUCGCUACUUUGGGGAUAUUGUUCGCGUAUCUGUUUCGGUAUUGUUGCGGUGCAUUCUCGUUUGUUUGUUUUUGCCGGUUGUUAUUGUUGUCGAGUGUGAGGCGACGGCGCAUGCCCAAAGAGCAAUGUGUGAAUGCGUGUGACAUUGAGUAUUUUGCGUGUACUAGAGUUGGUGUAUGCCCAAAGAAGCUUCUUUGCAUAAGGCAUCAAAAACCGUAGUGGCCACAGAUCAUUAUUGAAUAAAGCGAAAGCGCGAGUUUAUCUCCUUUUGUUGCAAUUUUUUCUGCUAAAAAAGUCGUGUGUUAUGUGUUUGUAGCGAAUCGAAAAAAAAAACAACAACUAAAAGCAAAAACAAACAAGCAACAACAAUAAUAAAAGAUGCACAUACAAAAAGGAAAACAAACCACCACCGAUGACUUAUUACAUUGAUUUGUGGUUCCCCGACGACGACAAGUGAUCUAUUUUUGUGUGUCUGUGCCUUUUUUCGGCGACUGAGUGUCCGUCCAUUUCGCUGCGUGAUUUCUUUCUGCUUUUUGCGGAGCUGAACAAAAGUGCUCAUUGAAGUCGUUGCACCACCAGAAACAAAAGCAACAGCAACGAUUUAACGAAAAAGUGCAACUGUUAUAAAUUUCGGGGUGUCUUGCAACAUAAGUGAACAACAAUAGCUGCAUUUUUUUUCUCAAACAGAAAAGAAAUUAGGAAAAAAAUGAAAUCCAAGUUGGGGCAACAACAUCAGCCCGAGUAACCAUCAUCAUCCGCCAGUGAGGAAAGUGUUCCCCGUUCAACAGUUGUCAUUGCACCAAAUGCAAUGCAACAACUGCAACACCAGUGAUAACAUUGUGGAAUUGUAGACUGAACCAAGCUAUACGCUCUAGCCUCUGGGUAGAGUGGCAGAGUAGCAUGCAGUACUGCAAUUUUUGGCCAGCACCACCAUCACCACCAGUACCGCCAACAACAAUUACAACAGUCACUAAAGAAUUGCCAACAACAUUUUUUGCAACAGUUGUAGUCGUUGCCGUCGCUUUAUUGUCACUGCAAUUACCACUAAAUACAACAAAGACAAACAGCCACAGCAACAACACAAACAAGCAACAGACCAAAUCUUCAAUUGUCUUCAUCAAAAUCAGUGCAACAACUGCUCAUUGAAAUCGGGCAACAGGCGGCAGCAAUCAUUAUUUUGUAAGCAGUUUUACAAUUUAAUGGUUUUCAUGAAUGGACUUGGGCCUGACCCUCUGCCAGCAAAGGAGGCAGAGGGCCCUCCCGUUCAAGUCGAACCUGUAGAUUUAAGUUUACGUUCACCAAAAGGAUCUCAGAGCCAAGGCUACAAAUCAUCAACUGCAUCAUCGUCAGCCACCUCAGCGCUGAUUAAAAGUAAUUACAAUAGUUUAUCAUCUGCACCAUCACCAUCCAGCACAUCUGCGUCAAGUGCCUUUCGCAACAACGCCUUCUCCAGCAAUAACUCACACCACAGUAGUAGCAACAACAGUCGCAAUUCUCCUUUCUCAUCUGCCUCGGCAUCGGCCUCAGCACAAAUGGCUUUGAACCGCCAGUACUCAUCAUUCUCAAGUGCCUCGGCAGCGGUAACAAAGCUGCCCAUACCGCCUUUUUUAGCCGCCUCGCCAUUUCUUUUCACCUACCGCCGUCUCAAGGACGAAACGAGCAAUAGUGGCAAUACAUCGAACAAUAUACCCUACAUGAGCAGCAGCCAAAGCAAUGGCAGUUCGUCUGCAACCUCGCACAGCGCUUUGUCUUCUUCGCUGCAUGCCCACUCGCCAACAUCGUCAUUCUCCAGUGCCAGCUCAGCAACCAAUGGUGGCGGAGGCAGUGCGUCUUCGUACUUUCAGGACUACGAUCGGAAGUUUAGUUUGCUUAGCCUCUUCAAGAAUCCCUAUAAGUACACCAUGGAACGGAGGGCUGCGGUGCAUAUUCCACCCACUGCCUUUGGUAGCAGUGGCGGAGCUGCAGCUGCCGCCCUAACAUCGGCCUUCUCAAUGGCCAGUCCAGCCCUGUCGGCUUCGGCCUUCAGUCCCACCGCUCAUGCGGCUGUCUUAAGCCAUAAAGCCCAAAGUGCCAACUCGUCGGCGGCGGUUUCACCUUGGAAACUGAUGGCCGAAGCCCAUCAUCAUCACCAAAGUUCGCCAUUCAGCCAUUCGUAUCAUCACCAGGGAGCAUUCGGUUCAAUGAGCUCAGCCGAUCGUAAAACCAGUUUCAGCAGCAUAGUUCCUGGCGGCAGUAAUGCAUUUGGGCGAUCAAACGAUACGAGUGUAAUUAGCGGAACGUCCAACGGUUGCAGCGGUGAUCCCUCAAAAAAUCGCAAAGUGCACAAAUGUGACAACGAAGGAUGUGAUAAAGUUUAUACAAAAAGUUCUCACCUAAAAGCACACAAACGAACGCAUACAGGUGAGAAGCCGUAUGUCUGCACUUGGGAAGGAUGUGUCUGGCGUUUUGCACGUUCUGACGAAUUAACCCGCCAUUAUCGCAAGCACACUGGUGUCAAGCCUUUCAGAUGUCAACUAUGCACCCGAUCGUUCAGUCGAUCCGACCACCUAUCACUACAUAUGCGUCGUCAUUGAUGCUAAGUGUCCAGGCCCAAAAAUCAACUCAAAUCUCCUUAGCCCAAUUCAUGUUCAUAAAAAAAACACAAAAGCAGUUAGCAAAUUCUAAUUGUAUAUUUUAUCUAUUUAAAGAUGUUAGUUCGUAACUUAAGAUAAAUAUUUAAAUACUCGUAGCUGUAAGCAAAUAAUUUAAUCACAGCUUGUUAUGCAUAAGCAGUAUGCAAAUGUCGCGUUUUUUGAAACA
Stomoxys calcitrans (stable fly) is the source of this 2906-nucleotide messenger RNA. RefSeq names its product Krueppel-like factor luna. The record is from RefSeq and is a predicted model, not a curated record. NCBI's taxonomy places the organism in Eukaryota, Metazoa, Arthropoda, Insecta, Diptera, Muscidae. Bases 1307 to 2680 code for a protein of 457 amino acids. Gene Ontology annotation, biological process: regulation of transcription by RNA polymerase II. Gene Ontology annotation, molecular function: RNA polymerase II cis-regulatory region sequence-specific DNA binding; DNA-binding transcription factor activity, RNA polymerase II-specific. The transcript is spliced from 6 exons.